CGAGAGUCAUGUUGACCGCCAUAUGUAUGCAGUAGCCAACAAUGCAAAAAUGGAUGAAGAAAUUGAGCGAUUAAAAUCAAAUGUUGGUGCUUACAUGAAGGCAAUGGCAAGAACUGUUCCCAUCAGUUGGGUGGACUUUCAAACUAAGGUACAAGAAGCUGGGAAGACAACAAUGCGCAUGUCCUUGAAAAAGGUCACUGAGAUUGCUGUGGAAUGUGGUAUUAAGGAAGAAAACCUAAUUUACGUCCUCAAUUACCUGAAUGAUCUUGGAGUCAUUCUGUACUCGCCCACUAACAAGAAGUUGAAGAACACAGUGAUUACUAACAUCCAUAUGCUGAUUGGUGUCUUCAUGAAAAUCAUCACAGAUGUAGAACCUGGUGAUGCUGACAAGGUUCCAGUGAUAGCAAAGUUUUGGCGUAAAUUAGAUAAAGAAGGGAUUCUUGCAGAACCCUUACUGCGUUAUUUGUGGGAAAAUGAACUUACUGCCAGUGAAGAUGAUGAUGACGUCAUCUUUGAAGACUUCAUUGAACUUAUGAAGGAAUUUGGACUACUCUUUAAAAAGAACGCAUCAGAAGAUGACCCACGAUGUUUUGUCGUCCCUUCACGGAUGAAGACCGAGCCUAAUAAUAGAUUGGAGAUUAAGAAAGACGAUGAGCAGACAGUAUCCAUCUAUGUGACGCCUAAAGACUUUCUCCCUGACACCGUCUAUAAUCUCUUGGUCGUUAGAUUUGUAAGCCUGUGUCAGGAUAGAGGAGGUUUUGAUGAUCCAAAGCUGUUUCAGAAUAAGUCUGAAAUAGCAUUCGAUGAUAGUCAUUACCUGAGAUUAGGUCGGAUAUUCAUUGACAGUAAACAGUGUUUAAAGCUUGAAAUAUCUCGGAUGAAAGAGCGAGACGCAGACGGUGCAGACAAGCCAGCAUGCAAGCCACAUCCCGACAUCUGUAAGGAGGUUUUGGAUGUUUUAAAGCAAAACCUAGAUGAGGUAUAUCCGUCUAAGAAAGUUGUUGGCUAUACUCUGAACAUACUUUGUUUAGUAUGUUCAACUCCGGAGAAACCACACUUUCAGGAACUUGAGAAGUGCUUAAAGUACAAGAAUAUGACUUGUGAUAAAACAGGUGAACGUAUAGCAAUGUCAACAGCUAAUGUACAGAAUCUAUUUGUAGCAG
Messenger RNA from Anneissia japonica, 1163 nucleotides. RefSeq lists its product as uncharacterized. The annotation marks the transcript as partial. The transcript has 6 exons. NCBI's taxonomy places the organism in Eukaryota, Metazoa, Echinodermata, Crinoidea, Comatulida, Comatulidae. The record is from RefSeq and is a predicted model, not a curated record.